AUGGACACACUUCUAAAAAGUGUCGAUGACAUUACAGCAGAGCUUUACCGACAGUUGGAUGAAGAUGAUUUAUCCGAUGCCGAUGAUUCGUCGAGUGAAACAGAAGAUCAUGUUUUAGAAAACGAUAACGUCAUAGCAGACGACUUUCAAUUAUCGUCUGACGAAGAGUAUGAUGAAGAAAUAGAGGCAGAUCGUGAGUUUUUUUUGGGAAAAGACCAAGAAACUAUUUGGUCAUCUCAACCACUUAGCUCAAAGUACUCCAGAACUCCUAGUCGUAAUCUAGUUAUACGCUUGCCCGGGCCGAAAGGGGACGCGAAAGGUGAACUCAAAGAGGUCAAUUGUUUUUCUCUUUUUUUGACAAAUUAUAUGAUUGAAAAAAUUGUCCAAUAUACGAACGAAGAAAUCGCGAUUAGAUCUCAAAAUUAUACAACUAAACAGUAUUAUUUAGGACCCACUAAUGUCGUUGAAAUUCGGGCAAUUAUCGGACUUUAUUUGAAAGCAGGGAUAUAUCAUGGAAUAUCCAUGGCCGAUUCAUUCUCGGUUGAAAACGGUCCUUCAUUAUUCCGUGCGGUAAUGUCAUUCAAUCGUUUUAAAUUUUUGACAUAUUGUUUGCGGUUUGAUAGCAAAUCAACGAGAAACGAGCGACGAUUGGUUGACAAGUUCGCUGCAUUUCGAGAGAUGUGGGACUUAUUUACUAUUCAGUGUAAAAAUAAUUACACCCCUUCGGAAUAUGUCACUGUAGACGAAACAUUAUUGUCAUUUCGAGGACGAUGUCCAUUUAAAAUGUACCUACCAGCAAAACCAGACAAGUACGGUCUCAAAAUUAUUUCUAUCUGCGAUGCCAAAACUUUUUAUUUUUAUGGAGGAAUCCCGUAUAUUGGCAAAGAAACACGCAACCGAAAUGAUCUACUUAUACCUACCCAAUAUGUUCUGAACCUAGUGGAACCAAUCAUGGGAACAAACAGAAAUGUCACAACCGACAACUGGUUCACCUCUAUUGAAUUAGCAGAACAGUUACGUGUUAAAAAAUUGAAAUUAGUAGGUACAUUGAGGAAAAAUAAACGCGAAGUUCCUCCACACAUGCUAGUCGUAAAAAAUUUACCACCGAUGACCACAAGAUUUCUGCAUGCACCUGAAAUGACAUUGUUGUCUUUCUCAAAAACCAAAAAUAAAAACGUUUUAGUGCUUUCGACAAUGCAUGAAACUGAGACGAUAAACGAAAUAUCGAAAAAACCGGAACAAAUCGAAUUCUACAAUAAAACAAAAGGAGGUGUUGAUGUAUUUGACAAACUUUGCCACCAAUAUUCUUCAACCAGAAAAACCAACCGAUGGCCAUUACGAUAUUUUUAUGGACUUUUGGAUGCAGCCGCUGUAAAUGGAUACGUCAUUUUCAAACACAAUAACUUGAACCAAGACAAACGUUUUAUACGAUCAAAAUUCAUAACAACAUUAGCGUUUCAAUUGCUGGAACCACAAUUGAAAGUACGCCAAGAAUGCCCCUUUUUACCAAAGGAUUUGAAAGGAACUAUUGAAAAAAUAUUGAAAAUACAACCAAUUGAAAGUGCACCAUCUGGAAUAAAUCGUCACCGCGGUCGUUGUGAAUUUUGCCGAAAAAUGUCUGUGGACCGUAAAGGCACUUCAAACUGCACUAAGUGCCAUGGGAGUUUAUGCGCCCAGCAUAGGCUAAGCAUAUGUUCAACAUGUGACCUAAAAUAUCAGUUAUUAGAAGAAGAAAGUAUGAUGGAAUAA
Messenger RNA from Macrosiphum euphorbiae (potato aphid), 1749 nucleotides. The record is from the annotation of a GenBank genome assembly. NCBI's taxonomy places the organism in Eukaryota, Metazoa, Arthropoda, Insecta, Hemiptera, Aphididae.